Messenger RNA from Purpureocillium lilacinum, 1605 nucleotides. RefSeq lists its product as uncharacterized. NCBI's taxonomy places the organism in Eukaryota, Fungi, Ascomycota, Sordariomycetes, Hypocreales, Ophiocordycipitaceae. The record is from RefSeq and is a predicted model, not a curated record. Gene Ontology annotation, biological process: DNA-templated transcription. Gene Ontology annotation, molecular function: DNA binding; zinc ion binding.
AUGGUGUUGGCAAAUACGUGGCAUGAAAGCUCCAGCUCGAGUGCGACGCGGGGCAGCUCAAGCUUUGAUGGCGACGAAAGCACGACGGCCUCGUCUUCACAGCGCGUCUUCACCUCUGAGCCGCUGCUGGAACUCUACUACAACUACUUUCACGGGUCACAUCCAUGUGUCCUCCCUGCACAGUUCUUUGUGGUCCGGAUGCGAGAGAAUCCACCUGGGAUGAAGUUGCUGCUCAGCGUCAUGCGGUUCAUCGGCUCGCUCUACUCACCCAAGGUGGACUCAGCGCCGCUCGAGAACCAGAUAACCGCUGCCAUGGCGGAAACGCAGCCGUGGACAAGUGGGUACGAGAUCCAAGCGCUGGUCCUGUACUCGAAUGCCGUAUUUUGGUACGACAAUAUCCCCAAGUCUGAAGAGCUGCUCAAGAUGGCGGCCUACAAGGCGGUGGCCAUUGGCAUGAACCUCAAGGGCUAUGCAUCAGAACACUCCGGCGGCGACCCUGUGCUGGCAGAGAGCUGGCGCCGAACAUGGUGGCAACUCUAUUGUACCGAUCUGCACGUCGCCGGUACCAACCACAACGAGACCAUCUACACAAGCCAGAGAGAAGUCGCUUGCACGGUGGACCUUCCCUGUGAAGAGUCUGAAUACGCAUCAGGGUGCAUCCCCCCCGUUCCAAAGACCAUGGAGGACUAUGACAAUCGAGAAUUCGAUACAAGUGAUGAUCCCGGCGAUUUCUCUUCGUAUGGCUACCUGGUGGGCCUCUUGCGAAGUUUUGAUCACGCCGUGUACAGGCUGGCUCGUUCCUCGGAAGCCAACGUCAAGGAAGUGUGCAACAAUACGGACACAUGCAUCGCGGCGUGGGUCUCGCUGCUCUCCCAAGGCAAGCGGAAGCUCUUCCGGGAGGAUGGAACCUUUGAUGAGCUUCUCUUCAAAGGCCAUACCCUCCUUCAUGUAUAUACCGUCGAUGUGCACAGGCAACUGUCCACGUUGACAUACAACCCGAUUGAAAGCACCUCGUCAUGUUCUCCGCGCCCGCCUCCGGAGCGGUUGGAGGACAUUUAUUACAGAGAAGCACCGCUGCAUACCGCCAAAAUUCUGUCAGCCAUUGAGCAAAUGACCAAAUUGCUGGCACUCCCCACCAACAUGUCCCUUCACACGCCCUUCACGAUUUGCAUGAUUGCCACCAUCACCAUUGCGCACCUCUCUGCCUGCAAGUACCGCCUGCGCGGCCCGCAGCUGCAGCUCGGGCGCGAGCGCAUCCGCGUCGCCGUAGGUGCCCUGGAGACCUUUGCGGAAACAUGGCCUAGAGGGAAAAAGGUCUUGCGCGAGAUCAAGAUCAUCGCCAAAGAGUUGCUUCGUAUUGGGCCGGAGAACUCUGCCAACGUCUCGCAGCCAGAGCUGUGCUCGACGGAGAUGAUUUACGCGCAUGCGUUUGGCAACAGCACCAUAACUGGGAUUGAGUAUCUCAUUUCCGGUGGCGAUUCGGGUUCCUUUGACAGCACGGCCAUGUCCGCCCCGCGCCUCGGCUCGGUGGUCAGCGACACGGGCGUCAGCAAUUACUAUUCCAUGGACUUUUUGAACUUUGUGCAGGCGGACAAGGACAGCUAA